Messenger RNA from Striga asiatica, 366 nucleotides. NCBI's taxonomy places the organism in Eukaryota, Viridiplantae, Streptophyta, Magnoliopsida, Lamiales, Orobanchaceae. The record is from the annotation of a GenBank genome assembly.
AUGGUGGUCGGGUGUCACGAAUUUCGACCUCGCGACAGCUCAGCAGCGGUUGUUCGGGGCUCGUCGGAGGUUGGAUCGUGGCUCGGCGUCCGGAAAAAGCUCUGCCGCUGCCGCUUGAUGAGGGUUGCCGACGAGAAUUCCUCAAAUCUUAUACACACGGACAAUGAUGGUGGAGAAGACGAUUUAAGGGCUGGACGGUACAAUUCGCCGACCUCGCGUCACCGGUUGUCUGCCGCAAAGGACUCGACGGCUGCAGGGGAAAACGCCGUUGAUGGCUUGCUCGCGAUGGGCUACUCUUGCGGUGGGUAUCUCGCCGGAGAUGAAGGUCGAUCGGAUUUCUCGAGGAUGGAGAUCCUGCUAGAUUAA